Messenger RNA from Porites evermanni, 330 nucleotides. The record is from the annotation of a GenBank genome assembly. NCBI's taxonomy places the organism in Eukaryota, Metazoa, Cnidaria, Anthozoa, Scleractinia, Poritidae.
AACUACCCUGUCGCGAACUACCCCUCUGGCAGAACUUGUUUCUGGAUCAUUACUGCAUCUCCUGGAAAACGUGUAAAGGUACAAAUCACAGAUUUUCAGAUGGGCCGAUGCGAUGAUUGCAGCUCUAAUUUUUGUAGCCGCUUGGAGUUCUACGAUGGUCCUACGGCAAAUUCGUCGUCCUUGGGUCGUCUGUGCACCAACUCGGAGCUCACAGCAAAGAUCUCAAGUGGUAACCAAAUGUUUGUUAAAUUCUAUUCGUCGUUCUCACCCGAUAGAGGUUUCCUAGCAGAGUACUCCGAAUCUCAUGAACCGCCUUCACCAACAUCAACG